Molecule: messenger RNA, 1878 nt
Organism: Aureobasidium subglaciale EXF-2481
Lineage: Eukaryota; Fungi; Ascomycota; Dothideomycetes; Dothideales; Saccotheciaceae
Exons: 2
Coding region: 1-1878 (625 amino acids)
Biological process (GO): maturation of SSU-rRNA from tricistronic rRNA transcript (SSU-rRNA, 5.8S rRNA, LSU-rRNA)
Cellular component (GO): small-subunit processome; nucleolus
Source: RefSeq, a predicted model, not a curated record
AUGGCGAAAAAGAGAAAGGCCUCUUCUGGUGGAGCAGUCAAGGAAGAUGUUGCAGACGACUCGAACAGACGUACGCGCAUGAAGAUCAAGACGUAUGAGGAUGUGGCGGGCUCGGAUGACGAGUUUCACAUCAACCGUGACAAGGUUAUGCUGGACGAUGGACCGGAGGCGAAGAGGAGGAGAAAGGUGCAGGAAGAGGAGGAAUUCCUCGAAUUGUCCGACGAAGAAGUCCUAGGAUACUCUGAACCUUCUGAAGCCGAAGAUGACGACGAAGACGACUUUGAAGAGGAGGAGACAGCAGCAGCGCCGGCAAAGAAGUCAAAGAAGGAUGCACAGGAUGAAGAGGACGACGAGGAAGACAUGGAGGCAUGGGGAGAAUCCAAGCAAGACUACUACAACGCCGACGCUAUCGAGACAGAACAAGAUGCGCUCGACGAAGAGAAGGAGGCCUUGCGCCUGCAGAAGAAGCAGUUACAGGCCAUGAGCGCUGCUGACUUUGGAUUCGACGAGGCGGACUGGCAACAGGAAGACGAGAAGGAUGCUGAACAGGAUGGAGAGACCGUCACGGAAGUGCUGCCUCAACUCGAGCUGGACGACAAGAUGACGCCCAAGGAGCGCAUGAAGCUACUCAAGACACGCUACCCGGAGUUCGAACCGUUGAGCAAGGAGCUGCUCGCUCUGAACCAGACAUACCAGGAACUGUCUGCUGUUGAGUCGCCUUCACUCGCCGUUCAGACCAAGUUGCAAGCAUCCGCUGCUUACCUCGCCUCGUUAACCAUGUACUUUGCCCUCCUUACCUCGACAGCCCAGGACAAGCAAACGAAAGGUCUCGCUCUUUCCGCAAACGCCAUUCGUGAUCACCCCAUCAUGGAGAGCUUGAUCCAAUGCCGCGACCUAUGGGCACGCCUCAGAGACCUACCCGAAGACGACUCAGAAGACGAGUCCGCCUUGGAAGGAGCCUCAGAGGAAGAAAUGAGUGAAUCAGAAGACGAAGCACCCGUCACCAUCCUCCCCACCAAGACCAGAAAGACAGCCGCCGAACGUGCCGUCGACGCCGUAACAGCAGCAGCAGAAGCCCGCCGCGCAGAACGCCUCCGCAAGACCGAAGCAGACUUUGGCGACCUCGACGCCCUCCUAACCUCUCGCCCCAAGAAGACUUCCUCGAAGAAUAUUUCAGCAACAGCCGCCCUCGACGAGAACGACUCUGACCUCGGCGAAGACACUUUCCUCACAGCCUCCGAACUCGCCGAGAAAGCCAAGCGCAAGAAGUCCCUCCGCUUCUACACCUCCCAAAUCGCCCAAAAGGCAAACAAGCGCGGCGCAAAAAUUCAAGGUGGAGAUGAGGAUGUGCCUCACCGUGAACGUCUUCGCGAUAGACAGGCCCGUCUAAACGCAGAAGCAGAAGCACGCGUAAAAUCCUUUGACCGCGAUCAAUUGGGCGAAGAUUCCGAAGACGAAGACGACCGCGCCACUGCCCGUCUAGUCCGCGGCGAAAAGCCAGAAAAGACGCUCGAUGACGAGGAAGAUUACUACGACAUGGUGGCCUCCAAGGCAGAAAAGAAGAAAUCAGACAAGGCGGCUCAAGCCGCCGCGUUCAAAGAAGCAGCUGCCCAAGGAGGCAGAGUGAUUGAAAAGGAAGAGGUCGGCCCAGAUGGCAAGAGAGCGAUUUCGUAUGCGAUUGAAAAGAACAAGGGACUUACGCCGCAUAGAAAGAAGGAUGUGCGUAAUCCUAGAGUCAAGAAGAGAAAGAAGUUUGAGGAGAAGAAGAAGAAGUUGGCUUCCAUCAAGCCGGUUUACAAGGGUGGCGAGGGUAAAGGUGGCUAUGGUGGUGAACUUACGGGUAUCAAGAAGGGUUUGGUCAGGAGUACGAAGCUUUGA